UUUUCCAUAGUUGGUUGCUAUAAAGUGAGAGUGCCCACAUAGGAAACUAUUGCACAACGAUGGCCGUAGCAUUGACAUUUCUUCUUCUUCUUUCUCUCGAUUUCUCUUCCUCUCUCUCAAUACCACUCGGAUCUAAUCUUCACGCUUCUUCAGAUCGCAAUCACUCAUGGUAUUCUCCUAACUCCGCCUUCUCUGUUUCCUUCAUCCCCGCCGCAACUCCCGGCUCCUUCCUCUCCGCCGUCGUGUUUUCCAACACUGUUCCUAUCUGGUCACCCGGAACCGUAGAUUCCGGCGGAUCUCUCCGUCUCCUCCGUUCUGGCUCCCUCCGCCUCGUUAACUCCUCCGGCGCUACUGUUUGGGACUCCGGCAGCGAGAACAAAGGAGUCACUUCCGCCUCUCUCGAAGAUUCUGGAAACCUCGUCCUUCGGAGUCGUAGAAACACGACGGUUUGGUCUUCCUUUGCUCAGCCGAGCAACGUCAUCGUCCCAACACAGCCUCUCACCGUCGGUAAGUCUCUCCGAUCGGGCUCUUACUCGUUUCAUCUUACGGAAGAAGGGAGUCUGAACCUUAAGUGGAACGAUAGCAUAGUUUACUGGAGCCAGGAGCUUAUUAAUAAAUCAAGUUCAAAUCUCUCGUCGCCUAGUUUUGUAUUGGAACGUAACGGAGUGGCGUCUAUUUUCGACUCUAGCGGCGGCGUCGUGGUUUCUGUUCGAAGCAAUGACUACGGAGAAGAAGAGGGUGUGUUUAGGUUUUUGAAGCUGGAAGAAGAUGGAAAUUUGAGAAUCUUUAGUGUCUCUAAAGGUGGUGAGAUUCAGACACAGACUUGGGUUGCUGUCGCUGACCAGUGUCAGGUGUUCGGUUUCUGUGGGAACUUUGGGAUUUGUAGAUACGAUGGUUUUGUUCCGACAUGCGAGUGUCCCUCGGAGAAUUUUGUUCCUAUUGACGUGAACGACAUGAGAAAAGGGUGUAAGAGAAAAGUUGAGCUUGAGGAUUGUCGUGGUAACCAAGGCAUGCUUGAUUUGAACAACACUAGGUUCUUGACGUACCCACCUGAAUUGUCUACUCAACGUUUCACUCUGGGGACAGAGGCGUGCCGUGCUAAUUGUCUCGUUGAUAGUUUAUGUUUUGCUUCUGUUCUAAUGGCUGAUGGAUCUGGUGUCUGUUUUCAAAAGCUAUCCGGUUUGGUUUCUGGUUAUAAAAGCCCUUCGGUUCCUAGUACCUCUUCUUUAAAGGUUUGUAAACCAGUUUUACCGUACUCAACGGUGAAGAAAACUGACGAACGGUCGCUAAUCCGUGCGUUGAUCAUAGCUCUGGUUGUUAUAGCCACGGUUCUUUGUCUGGUUGCGUUAUUGGGAGCUUUGUGGUGCUGCUGCUGCAGAAAUAGUCUUAAGUUUGGAGCUUUGUCGUCUCACCACACUUUACUUGAGUACGCGUCCAGUGCGCCCAUGAGGUUCUCCUACAAAGAGCUUCAGCGUUGCACCAAAAGUUUCAAGGAGAAGCUCGGUGCUGGAGGUUUUGGCGCUGUGUACAAAGGCAUGCUCGUUAACAGGACCGUGGUUGCCGUGAAACGAUUGGAGGGGAUAGAGCAAGGAGAGAAGCAGUUUAGGGCAGAGGUGGCCACCAUAGGUAGCACACAUCACUUGAAUCUGGUGAGAUUGAUAGGUUUCUGCUCACAAGGACGCCACAGGCUUCUUGUCUAUGAGUUUAUGAAAAAAGGGUCGCUCGACAACUUCCUUUUCGCGGCGGAGUCUGGGAGAUUGUUGAAUUGGCAGUAUCGGUUUUCUAUCGCCCUUGGAACCGCUAAGGCGAUUCUUUACCUCCAUGAGGAGUGUUCUAAUUGCAUCGUACACUGCGAUAUUAAACCUGAGAACAUUCUCUUGGACGAAAACUUUAAUGCCAAAGUGUCGGAUUUUGGACUUGCUAAACUCAUACCAAGCGACAAGAGAUACUGGAACAUGAGCUGUGUCCGAGGAACCAGGGGAUAUCUAGCACCAGAAUGGGUUGCAAAUCUUCCAAUAACUUCAAACUCUGAUGUCUACAGCUAUGGAAUGGUUCUGUUAGAGGUUGUGAGCGGAAGACGAAAUUUUGAAAUCUCAGACGAAACAAACCACAGGAAAUUCUCUGACUGGGCAUACGAAGAAUUCGACAAGGGUAACAGUAAAGUAAUCUUAGACAAAUGUCUUCAGAGAGAUGAAACAGUCGAUAUGGAACAAGUGACGAGGAUGGUUCAGGCCAGUUUCUGGUGCAUACAAAAGCAUCCGUCUCAGAGGCCGUCUAUGGGGAAAGUAGUGCAGAUGUUAGAGGGAAUAAUAGAGAUGGCCAAGCCAUUGGCUCCAAAUGCUUUAGCCGACAUACGAGAUACAGAAAAUAGUUAGAAACACGCGUUGUUUUCUUGAGCAGUGUUUCAGCGUUGGUUGCAUUAUCUCAGCUUCCCUUCUUCGUCUUUGUCCUCACAAAUUAACUGCUAAGAUGAAUAGGAACUUAUAUAUAGAUAAACACACACAAGACCAAAACAGCUCGCUCUCCCAUAUAUUAAAAUUCAGAAGAAAAAGGGGGAUCUAAAGAUAUUUCAAGAAAGAAUAUUUCACUUUCUAGAAUAUAACAAAUGGCAAUCAAGAAUUCCUUUUCUCUUUUACUAUCUUCAUUGAUGGUGUUUGCUCUGAUCGCCAUACCCACAAUUUCAGGACAGCCAAGCGGAACAUGGUGUGUAGCCAAUCCCAAGAUACAAGACCAAGUGGUACAAGCAGCUCUAGGUUGGGCUUGUCAACAGAGUCAAGCAUACUGUAGCAGGAUUCAGCUUGGCCAAAAUUGCUACUCGCCUAACACUCUCAGGGACCAUGCCUCUGUUGUCUUCAAUACUUACUACCAGCAUAAUAAGGACCAAGGCGGUUCUUGUGAUUUCAAUAGGGCUGCAGUGAUCACCCACACCGACCCUAGUCAUGACACUUGCCAAUUUGAGUCUGUCCCUGAUUCUAAGUAAAGAGCAAAGACGAAAUGAAGCCAUCUUCUGCAACUAAUGAAUAAACUUAUGUACUAAUAUUGAAUACUAAAUAAAAUGCAGUGCAUUAUGAUUACAUUAAUCUGGCCAUUUUUAUAUAUAUAAUAUUUCCAGCAACAAAUUCAACAAGCAAAGCACGUAGCUAACAUAAUCUGGUGAUUACAUUUAUAUAUUAAGCAAUCUUUGAGGAGAAAACAUUGAGUUCAUAAGAAGGACAAAGCUUCUCCAUAAGUAGGAUAAGGCAGAAGAAUGACCACAAAUUGACAGUAAAGAUGAUUUGAAAUUCUUUAAAAAAGUAGAGUUGCCCAUGCAGCAAUGAACGCAAAGCCUCGGAAUGGUGCCAAGGUAGAAAACUUCUUGUCCUCGCGCAAUGCUACCAUGUAA
Brassica oleracea var. oleracea is the source of this 3382-nucleotide messenger RNA. RefSeq names its product G-type lectin S-receptor-like serine/threonine-protein kinase At1g34300. The coding region runs from base 60 to 2375 and encodes 771 amino acids. Gene Ontology annotation, molecular function: ATP binding; protein serine/threonine kinase activity. Gene Ontology annotation, biological process: protein phosphorylation; recognition of pollen. NCBI's taxonomy places the organism in Eukaryota, Viridiplantae, Streptophyta, Magnoliopsida, Brassicales, Brassicaceae. The record is from RefSeq and is a predicted model, not a curated record. The transcript has 5 exons.